AUGCUGAACCAUCCUUCCCCUCCCACACGACAGUGCCUUUUACUCUCCCUCCUGUUGCUGGUGUGUGGUUGCAACAAGGCCGCCUGUUCUCUUUGGGAGGGCAAGAAGAUUUGGCAGCAGCCAAAGCCGGACCCCAUCAUCAAAGAUCAGUCUUUCCUUCAUGACACCUUCCCUUCAGGAUUUCUUUGGGGUUCGGGGACGUCUGCCUUCCAGACAGAGGGAGCCUGGGAUCAGGAGGGGAAAGGCCCAUCCAUCUGGGACCAUUUCAUCCACUUCAGUGUCAGCGAUAAUUUGACAUCCGAGACUGCCGAUGUGGCUAGUGACAGCUACGCUCGCUGGGAAGAAGAUGUGGAGGCGCUGGAGUAUUUAGGUGUACGAUCGUACUCCUUCUCUCUCUCCUGGCCCAGACUCUUUCCUGAUGGGGAUGCCAGAGGUAAGCCUAACUCAGCUGCUGUGGAGCAUUACAGCCGUCUCAUAGAGAGGCUUCUGGGAAAGAAAAUUGAGCCCAUUGUGACCCUCCAUCACUGGGACUUGCCACAAGUCCUGCAGGAGCACUAUGGUGGCUGGAGAAAUGACACCAUGGUGGGACUGUUUGAGGAGUAUGCUGCCUUUUGUUUCCACACAUUUGGGAGCCGUGUUAGAUACUGGCUCACGAUGCAUAAUCCAUACCUGGUGGCUGUGCAGGGGUAUGGGACAGGUGUGCACGCUCCUGGAGAAACAGGCGGUCCUGCUGGCUCUCUCCUUGUGGCCCACAACCUCAUCAAGGCACAUGCCAAAGCAUGGCACACCUACAACACCCACUUCCGUCCAGCUCAGAAGGGUAAAGUGUCCAUCGUUUUGGGAUCCCACUGGGUUGAGCCUCAAAGAGGACAAGCCACAGCUGCUAAUGUUGAGUUUUGCCAGCAGUCGAUAGAGGCUGUCCUUGGCUGGUUUGCCAACCCCAUCUUCGGUGAUGGGGACUACCCAGUCUCUUUAAAAAUAAAGUAUGGGGCCCUCUUGCCCACAUUCUCCUCUGAGGAGAAGCUCUGGGUGCAGAACACAGCUGACUUUUUUGCUCUGUCCUUCGGGCCGAACAACCUCCGUCUGGGCCGGGGCCUGGUCCUGUACGGGCAGACUGUGACCCCGGACCUGAGGCGCAUACUGGGCUGGAUAAAGCUGGAGUAUGGGGACCCGAUGGUGCUGGUGACCGAGGGAGGCUGGUUUUCUGAAGCCAGUAUAGGAAAGGAGGACACAGUGGCCAUUUAUCUGAUGAAGAGGUUUAUCAACCAGGUCCUGCAAGCCAUCAAGUUCGAUGGUGUGCAGGUGAUUGGCUACUGCGCCUGGUCCCUUGUGGAUGGAUUUGAGUGGAGUUAUGGCUUCACUGUUAGGCGAGGCCUUUUCUACAUCGACUUCAGCCAACCAAACCGACCCAGGACCCCCAAAACCUCUGCUCAGUACUACAGGCGUGUUGUCGCUGACAAUGGUUUCCCCAGUGAUGAAACCUCCAGAGAGAUCAAAGGCCGUUUCCCCUGCGAAUUUCACUGGGGUAUUGCUGACUCCACUUUACAGGUCCACUUCUACCCUUUCUCACCACAGUUCACUGACCCCCAUUUGUACAGCUGGAACCUGACGGGGGACGGAUCGUUGCGUCCAGUCCCGGGGGUGAAGAUGCACACCAGACCAGCCCAGUGCACGGACUACUUGACCAUUCGUGGUCAUCUUAGCCUGUUUGCGUCCACUGGGGCAUCUCACUACCGCUUUGCUCUAAACUGGUCUCUGAUUUUACCCCACGGAGACCUCUCAAGUGUGAACACUGAAGCUCUGAGGUAUUACCGCUGUGUCCUGACCGAGCUCAAGAGGCUGGACCUGAAGGCUGUUGUUAUUCUCUACUACCCCACACACAGAGCUCCAAACCUGGGCUUGCCUGGGACACUGCAUGCCUCUGGAGGUUGGCUCAACUACACCACAGUGGAGGCCUUUCAAGAAUAUGCAGCACUGUGCUACCAGCAGCUGGGGUCCUGGGUUCCCUACUGGGUCACUGUCAAUGAGCCAAACAGACUGGUAGAUGUUUAUUCCAGUGGGAAAGAGAAGCAUCAGGCAGCUCACAACCUUCUUCUGGCUCACGCAAAAGCUUGGAAGCUGUAUGAGAGGGAACACUUUAGUGAACAGAGAGCACUUGUAUCACUCGCAUUACAUGCAGACUGGGCCAAACCUGCAAACCCCUUCCUGGACUCGCAUACGGCAGCAGCACAGAGAUUCCUUUUGUUUGAACUUGGUCGUUUCUUAGACCCGUUGCUUGGGACUAGAUAUGAGGAGAAGCAUAGCAAGGGGGACUACCCACAAGAAAUGAAGGCAUACCUGGAGGAGAGAGCUCGAGUAAUGGGCCUCCCUGGAUCACCUCUUCCUAGCUUUACUGAGGCGGAGAGGGAGGAGCUGAGAGGGUCAUUGAGUUUUAUCGCACUGAACCAUUUUACCACCCGUUUGGUCUCUCCAUAUCCAAACACACAGGCCAAUUUUCAGCAGAAACAACACCCUGAUCAUGGCUGUCUGGUCCUUUCUGACCCCACCUGGCCCUCCUCCAGUCUGGGGCAGGCUGUUGUACCCUGGGGCCUACGGAAGAUCCUGAACUGGAUGAGCCAGAGAUAUGGAAGGGCUCUACCUAUCAUUGUCACAGCCAGUGGGGUUGAUGACCAGGCUCCUGUGGACGACAAACUCAGGCAACACUUUCUCAGGAGUUAUCUGCAGGAGGCCUUCAAAGCUCGCCAAAUAGACGGAGUAAACCUGCAGGGCUUCUACGUGUGGAAACUGCAAGAUCGCCAUGCCCCGCAGUUUGGCCUCUUUACCUCAACCCACCACCAAUCCAAAGCCAAAGCCUCCAUCGCUGUCUACAGAGAAAUCAUCACUCAUGGCGGUUUCCCUGAGGACAACACCAUGCAGACCUGCAGGUUUAGUGAGCUGCAUGAACCUUGCUCUGUAUGUGCAUGGAUGUUCAAGAAUAAAGCCAUGUUUGUCUUCGGAGGUUUCAUCUUAAUAACAGCUGUUAUGUUGGCAGCACUUGUCAUAUUUGUCGUCAUCGCCAAGAGAAACCAAACAAGAGGUAGGGGGAGGGGGGUGAACAGGAGGAGAAGAAGGGAGGGAGUCCCUGUAUGCUUGUGUCCUCCUGUUAAGUGCUAACUGUAGAGACAUUGAUUCUGUAAUGUGUAGCAGACAAACUGUGUGUGGUUCAUUGACAGAAAAGAGAAAUGAUCUAUAAUUGUGUCUCGUCCAAUAAUGCAUCAAUUGUCUCUGUGCUUAUGACGAAUCUGUGAUCAGUUUACCAACAAAUACUGUCAAUAAAAAGUGUCUCCAGACAUUUUACUGUAAUAACGGACUAUUAAGAUGGAAGGUUAGGAAAAUUGGGAAAAGCAAUUUUGUCAGUAUGUUCAUGCCGUUAAAUGAACAUGAGAUCAACAGAUUCACUGAAUGCCAAAGACUGGCUCACAUGUUUUAUAGUUCACUAUAAAAAAAGAAGAAAAUGCUUUACCUAAUUAAUGACCUUACCUUUGACCUCCAUCGGUCAAUGCCAUGAAUCUAGUAUUGUAAUAAAGUCUGUCAGUGAUGAUUAUAUUGUGUUGAUCCGAGUAAAAUGCGACUUGAAUAUAUUGUAUUUGAUGAGCUGAUUUAAUUGUGGAUUAUACAAAUCUUUGUAAGACCAAGAUUUAAAAAUGAUUUACAAGUGGUAUCCACUUCAAACACUAGAUAUGACAUUUACUGUUUGAUGCAGACUGUGUGAAUCUCCACUGGACAAUGACGCCCCCUAGUGUCACAGUUAGUCGCUCUGAUAAUGUGAAACACGGGUCUUUCUUUUGCUAAAAAUGGGAAGAAUAAAAUAAAGUGUACGCUAAUGUAUUUGUGUCCACCAAUGUUUGUGACUGUGGACCAUUGAGAUAACUUUGUAUUUUAGAGGUUGGCACGAUUGUUCUUAGGGGUUGAGUCUGCAUUAGAGCACAGCUAAGCAUGUAACAUACCUGGAUGACUGCGUCUCCAUCACUUUGAAUCAGUAGCCUUUAUCUUUAAUUGUUCUUCUAAAGUGCUUCUCUGGGGAUGUUCUGGUCAAUGAAGAGUAAAGGUUCAAAAGCAUAUAUCUUUGAUUUGCAUGAAGUAGUGUUUAUGACAGACAGACACACAGGUUUAAUUGGGAUCAUAAAAUAAAAAACAGGUGCUUGCUGCAGUAAUGGAAAGCGACUCUUCAUGUGAUACAUACACAAAACCUAAAAACCUGCUAAUAAGAACAGAGUUAAAAGUCAAAUAUCACAUGGUAAUGAUUUCAUGUAAUCUGCUCUUCGUUGUGUGAAAUCAUGUUUACCUGUUUAGGUUUGUUCUUUCACUUUGUAUUAAAAUGUGAUCUAAAA
Messenger RNA from Cottoperca gobio, 4370 nucleotides. RefSeq names its product klotho beta (gene klb). The record is from RefSeq and is a predicted model, not a curated record. The transcript has 6 exons. Bases 1 to 3153 code for a protein of 1050 amino acids. Gene Ontology annotation, biological process: carbohydrate metabolic process. Lineage: Eukaryota; Metazoa; Chordata; Actinopteri; Perciformes; Bovichtidae. Gene Ontology annotation, molecular function: hydrolase activity, hydrolyzing O-glycosyl compounds.